AAAUUAAUGAUUAACCACAGCAAAACCGUUUUUCUAAAUAUUUUUCUAGAUGUCUAUUGCUUUUUCUGAUAAAGCUUAAAGAAAAUGGAAACAGAAGACAAAGAAGAUCACAAAGAAAGAAAGAGAGAGAGAGGGGAGAGUUGAGAAAUUGAUGGGGGUCGAUGAAAGACUGUUGAACUCGUUGGAGUAGCGCUGCCAUGACUAACGACGCCGGAAGUAGUUGGAACAAACGAACUUUUAGGCAACAAUUCAAUUUGCAACUAAGCUAAAAUCGACAGUUAAGUAGAGAUGAAAUGGAAGAAAUUGGCAAUUUUAAGAAGCUGCACAAUCACCCAUUGAUCCUUUACCAAUACGGAAACUCUAAUAAUGGUGACGAGGUUUAUUGUUCCAAAUGUCGUAAACCAUGGCAUCCACCAGCGUUCAGUUGCUCCGACUCCGACUGCAGCUUCCAUAUCCAUCAAUCUUGCAUCGAUAUUCUUCCUCAAAUUCACACCCCUUUUCAUUCCCAUCACAAGCUCCCUCUAUCUGUCGUCCUCACCAACACAUUCUGCAAGUGCUGCGGCCAAAAGCCGACAGGAAAAUCGUACUCCUGCCCUCAAUGUGAUUUCGUUAUUGACCUACAAUGCCUCAUCGCCGACACCAAAGCCACCGGCUUAACCAAAAUCCCCGGUGGUGACCAAUUUCACCAUUUUACGCAUCCCCAUCCGUUAACCUUUCUACAGCAACAUUGGGGGAAAAACAGAAUCGUUGUUUGCUCUGUGUGCCAGUUGCGUAUCAAAUCAGGUUCUGAUUCUAUUUCUACUUACUUUUGCUCUCAAUGUGAUUCCCACUUUCAUCAACAAUGUGCUGAAUUGUCUCGUGAGAUUAUAAAUCUUCGUUAUCAUCAACACCCAUUGUUUCUUUUUGCGCGAUCAUUUGAGAGUAACAUACUUUGUAACAACUGUAGAAACAUAUGCUUCAAUUUUUUCUACAGUUGUCCACCCUGUAAAUUCAAUCUUCAUGUAUCGUGCUUGCCCUCAUUCCACCACCAACAUGACUUCAUUAAAUUGCACAAGGCAUUUCCUUAUAAAUGUCAAAUCUGUGGCAAGAAUUCUGAAUCUGCAGUUCCUUGGUUUUGUAGCAUUUGCCAUCUUUUCGCGCAUAAAAGUUGCGCCGAGCAACCGACCAUUCUCCAUACAUUUGAUCAUCGUCAUCCUUUAAGUCUAACGUUCUCUGGUCAUUGCAAUAUUUGCAAAAUCUGCAAUGGAAAGAUAAACAUGUCGUUUGCUAGAUAUGUUUGUCGGAUUUGCAGUUAUGAUGCACAUUUGAAUUGUGCUAAGAGUCGAGAGAAAAAAGAGAUGGAUGGAAUAUUGCUGACAGAAGAAGAAGUUGGUGUUGGCAUGAACAAAAUUUUGCAUUUUAGCCAUAAGCAUGAGUUGAUUCUUCGGCCGGGGGAGGAUGAUAGGGUUUGUAAUGGGUGUAUGCAAUUGAUAGUGACUGAAUAUUAUGGUUGUUCAAAGUGCAGGUUCUAUUUGCAUGAAGAAUGUGCAAGAUUCACGAGUCGAUACAAAAAGUUAUUGUUUCAUUCGCAUAAGCUGAAUAUGGUUUAUAUCCCAGAUUUUAUUUUCUCAUGUAGUGUUUGUCUUCAAUACUGUCAAGGCUUCGCCUAUAACUGUCAAGAAUGUAGCUAUGCAAUCGAUAUUCGCUGUGCUGCAAUUACAUUCCCAUUUUCACAUUCAAGUCACAAACAUCAUCCUCUGUUUCAUUACAGAGAUAAAGGAAAACAUAAAUGUGGAGGUUGUGGAGAAGGGUUGAAGAACAAAUUUGUAUUUGGAUGUGAUGAUUGCAACUUUUAUUUGGAUGCAAAAUGUGCAAAUCUGCCACUUGCAGUGAGAAAUAGAUUUGACGAACAUCCUUUAAGCCUCACAUUUGUGAAUAAAGACGAGGAAGGUGAUGAUGAACAUUACUGUGAUAUUUGUGAAGAAAAAAGAGGAAGAAAUGAGUGGUACUACUGUUGCAAGAUGUGCUAUUUUGCAGCACAUAUGAAGUGUGCUCUUGGAGAUUAUCCAUUUCUGAAGUCAGCAAAGUUUGAAGGUCAUAGGCAUAUGCUCAAUUUGGUGAAAGAAGGUAAGAAAGGGUACUCUGCUUGUGGUAGUUGUGGUCAUUCUUGUGAAGGAAAUUUGGCUUUUGAAUGCGAGCAUUGCAUUUGUAAGUUUAAUGUUCAUGCAUUUGGGUUGUGCUAUUACAAGCUGCUUACACAAGGCUCAAUAGCUUUCGCGAUGCCUUCCCUUCACUCUCGAUCACUUCCCCUCUACUUGGACCCAAUUCAAAGAAAAAGGAGCAAGAUUAUUAUGUUGUUGGAAGGAGAAGGGAAGCAAGGUGGUUGGAAGGAAAGAGAAUUCAGUGGAAUCAGAGAGUUCAUGGUGAAUCAUGGACGAUGGGCUGAUUCCAUUCUGAUACAAUACGAGGAAAAUGAGAAGUCAUUGGAGGAAGAGGAUGAUGAUGAAGAUGAAAAAGAUGAUGAUAUGGAGAUUCCGAAUGUGGCCAUGUCAUUGGGAAAAUACGGAGGAUUUGAAGGGGAGUAUUGGGAUGAUGCAGCCUUCUCUUCAAUACAGAGCGUGGAGAUUACUCAUGAAAAAGCCAUAAACUCCAUAACGAUUAAAUAUGACCAAAAUGGACCGUCUGAAAGGCACGGAGGAAAUCGAGGUUGUCACACAUCUGCGGUGGAUCUUGAAUAUCCAGAUGAAUACCUAAUUUCAAUAGUUGGAUAUAUGGGUUACUAUGGGCAACACUAUGUGAUUCGAUCCUUGAGUUUAGAAAGCAAUAAACAGAUUUAUGGUCCAUUCGGUAGAGAAGAAGGAAGAAGGUUUGUGUUUCCUACAAGUGGUGCUAAGAUUGUUAGUUUUCACGGUACAUCUGGGCUUUAUCUCAAUUCUGUUGGAAUCAAUGUUCUCCCCCUUCAAAACAACCUCAAAACCACUCCUUUGUAAUCAUUAUAUUGUAUUAUACAUUUUCAUAUUGAGUUGAUAUUUUAGUCAUACAUUUUAAUAUUGCUUAUACUUUUAAGAUAUAUGUUUGAAAUAAAGAUGUUUCAGCUUUGGAUUCAA
Cucumis melo (muskmelon) is the source of this 3086-nucleotide messenger RNA. RefSeq lists its product as uncharacterized. Gene Ontology annotation, molecular function: carbohydrate binding. NCBI's taxonomy places the organism in Eukaryota, Viridiplantae, Streptophyta, Magnoliopsida, Cucurbitales, Cucurbitaceae. The transcript is spliced from 4 exons. Bases 294 to 2969 code for a protein of 891 amino acids. The record is from RefSeq and is a predicted model, not a curated record.